This is a messenger RNA of Suillus plorans, 894 nucleotides long. RefSeq lists its product as uncharacterized. NCBI's taxonomy places the organism in Eukaryota, Fungi, Basidiomycota, Agaricomycetes, Boletales, Suillaceae. The record is from RefSeq and is a predicted model, not a curated record. The transcript has 2 exons. The coding region runs from base 1 to 894 and encodes 297 amino acids.
AUGCUUUUCAAGACGUCCUUGCCAGCUUCACUGUUUAUCACUGUACCAGAAGCUAAAUAUGAAGGGGCCUUCAGAGUCAUCGCUUCCUCCCCUACCAUAGUAGACAUGAUGAUGAUGACACCUGGAUCACUGGCUACAUUCUAUCUCCAUUGGACAUUAAAGCAUGUUACAGUUGCUAAUCACACACUCUUUGAUAGUGAUCAUGGUGCACACAACAUCGGCUGCAUCACUCAUGCAGAUUUUGAAAGUCAUAAUAACACAUUUUGGUUGGGACCUGCCUAUGGCCGUCUCUGCCCUACUCUUUGGCGUGACAUUCCAAAUAGUGAUGAGCAGUCUCUGGUCAUAGAAUGGAAUACCAGAUUCUCCCUGAGAUCCAUGCUUGCUCGCUCCCAUACUGUCUGGCAUCUUUCAGAUCAAUGCGCCAAUCUUUACUGCCCAUAUAACCCUUCCAACAAUGCACACACUGCCUUACUCUCUCCUGAUCCCAUGCCAUCUGAUCUCACAAGCAUUAUGUCACAGGAAGCGUUCCUCGCACUAGAUCUCACACUAAGUCCUCAUAUCAGUUCUAGUCCUCUAACAUGGUCAAUAUCCAUCUCAGGCCUAGGGAUGAAUUCCCUAGGCCAGAGCUCUGCUCCUCUGCUCCUCUGCUCCUCUGCUCCUCUGCUCCUCUGCUCCUCUGCUCCUCUGCUCCUCUGCUCCUCUGCUCCUCUGCUCCUCUGCUCCUCUGCUCCUCUGCUCCUCUGCUCCUCUGCUCCUCUGCUCCUCUACUCCUCUGCUCCUCUGCUCCUCUGCUCCUCUGAGUUUCCAGAAGUUCCUCUGGAACUUUCCUGCAGUCCUCUGGAUCUUGUCCUUGCAGCCUUUCCUCUGUUUGCUUCUACUCAGGACAAGUCCUGA